This is a messenger RNA of Cyanistes caeruleus (blue tit), 2780 nucleotides long. The record is from RefSeq and is a predicted model, not a curated record. NCBI's taxonomy places the organism in Eukaryota, Metazoa, Chordata, Aves, Passeriformes, Paridae.
AUGUCGGUGAUGGUGGCGAGGAAGAAGGUGGUUCGGAAAUGGGAGAAGCUGCCGGGCAGGAACACCUUCUGCUGCGACGGCCGCAUCAUGAUGGCCCGGCAGAAGGGCAUCUUCUACCUGACGCUCUUCCUCAUCCUCGGCACCUGCGCCCUCUUCUUCGCCUUCGAGUGCCGGUACCUGGCUGUGCAGCUGUCCCCGGCCAUCCCCGUGUUUGCAGCCGUUCUCUUCCUGUUCGCCAUGGCCACGCUGCUGCGGACGAGCUUCAGCGACCCCGGCGUCAUCCCGAGGGCCCUGCCCGAUGAGGCAGCCUUCAUUGAGAUGGAGAUCGAGGCCACCAACGGGACGGUGCCGCAGGGUCAGCGCCCACCCCCGCGCAUCAAGAACUUCCAGAUCAACAACCAGAUCGUGAAGCUCAAGUACUGCUACACGUGCAAGAUCUUCCGGCCGCCCCGCGCCUCGCACUGCAGCAUCUGCGACAACUGCGUGGAGCGCUUCGACCAUCAUUGUCCCUGGGUGGGCAACUGCGUGGGGAAGAGGAACUACCGCUACUUCUACCUCUUCAUCCUCUCGCUCUCCCUCCUCACCAUCUACAUCUUCACCUUCAACAUCGUCUACGUAGCACUGAAAUCUCUGAAGAUUGGGUUUCUGAACACGUUGAAGGAAACCCCAGGGACUGUACUGGAGGUGCUCAUCUGUUUCUUCACGCUGUGGUCGGUGGUGGGGUUAACUGGGUUCCACACCUUCCUGGUGGCACUGAAUCAGACAACCAAUGAAGAUAUUAAGGGGUCCUGGACUGGCAAGAACCGUGUGCAGAAUCCCUACAGCCAUGGCAACAUCGUGAAGAACUGCUGCGAGGUGCUCUGUGGGCCCCUGCCCCCCAGUGUCCUGGACAGACGGGGAAUCCUGCAGCAGGAGGAGAGCACAGCUCAGGAGGGGUCGUGCCUGCGGGGACCCGGCACACAGGAGCCCCCGGCCACACAGGGCCCUGGGCAGGCCCAGGAGGGUGGCAUGAAGCAGCAGGAUGGCAGCAUUCCUCUCCCCAGUGCUGUCCCUGCACCGUCCGUGGCUGACACCGAGAAGCCAGAGGAGAAGCAGCGAACGCCUGGGGAGCUCCCGGUGCCCCCCCCGGACGCUGGGCGAGCGGAGCACUAGCAUCUGCUUGGAAGGGAGAACUUUGUUGUUUUGUCUAAUCAAAGCUGGAAGUGGUGGAGGAGAGGAGAAGGGCUGGAUGGCAGGCACCCGAUUCCCCAUGGCCAUUUUGCUUUAGUCAUUACUCACGGCGGUGACACGGGACGGCGAGCGUGGGUGGCACGCCCUGGGCACCGUGGGCACUGCACUGCAGGGCUGCCUGGGGCCGGGCCUCUGGCUCUGCGGGCUGUCCUGGGCACUCCAUCCCGCCUCAGGGCUGGGGCUGUCCCUCUGCCCGGCCCAGCCUGCUCCCUCCUGCUGAGGAAUCCCCGAGGAAGGGGAAAGCAAUGGUGGCAGCAACGUCCUCGCUCUCCUCCUCCCUCCUUCCUCUCAUCCGUCGCGUUGUUUCGUGGUUGGCGUGGCAAGGCUUGUCAGGAGACAGUUUGGUGGCCCAAGGACCCAAACAAGUGGGGAGGAGUUCUGCUGGCAGCGGUUUUUAAGUUUCUUCCUGUGUUCCUUUCCAUGUGAUGUAACAAGGCAGCAGCUAUGAGGGGACCCUCCCUCCCAUCCUGCCCUGGAUGGUGCUCACAGCACCCUGGGCUUGGAGGGAGGGAGAGGGCAGCCGGGCUGGGCUGGGCUGCAGGGAGGGGUCUGCCUGUGCCUCUGGCUCCUGGCUGCUGCUGGGUGUCUGCACUGAGCCCUCCCCAGCUGUGGCACAGCAGCUGUGCAGAACCUCAGCCCCGAUUCUGUGUUGUGUCAUUGCACCCCCGUGUCCCCCCCUUGCCUUCCUCUGCUGUUCUCAGCCAUCCUGGACUGGCUUUGGGAGCCUUGGAUCUUCCCAGGAUUGCACCAGCUGCCCGGGGCUGGGCCGUGUGGUGUCGGUCACUUCUGUCCUCAGCAGAGGGGGAGAGGCUGGGGGGAUGGUGGGGGAGCUCUGUGCCGUGGCAGGGCUCCCCCCACUCAUCCUGCACUGGCAGGAGCUUCACUCACACCUCUGGGAUCCCUGCAGAGCUGGCUGGUGGAGGAAAGGCCAUUCCGUGCCCUGGCAGCUCCGCAGCGCUGGGCACUGCUGUUCCUCCCCACGGGUGUGUGCUGGCUGCUGGGGGUGUCCUGCCUGGCCAGUCCCGUCUGUGUGUCCGUGAUGCUCCUGCCUGGCAGUGGGAAAUGGCUGCUGCCCCGCCCAUGGCCUCCUGUGCCACCCAGCAGUGGUGAGGAGUGGGCACAGCCAGACCCUGCUCCUGCUGGAGCCUGGCCUGUGCCCCCUGUGCUCCUCCUGUGCCCCCCGUGCUCCUCACCUGGGCUGGCAGCGAGGGCUGUGCUGUGAACAUGGCACUGCCCCCUGUCCCAGCUGAGAGGGCAGAGCUGCCACAGCUGCUCCCAGCUGGAAUGUGGCAGCCAGCACAGCCCCAGUUGCCCCAACAUGCUGCUGACCAAAUCUGCAAUUUGGUGCGAAAAAGUGUAAUUUUUGGCUCUGCUGCUCCCUGUUCCAAGAGGUGUGUGGAGUGCUGCCUGCCAGGACCUGCCCGCACGGGUCAGGGUCUCCAGAAGGAAGGAAAGGGUUGGGUGAGGGUUGGAUGUUCUUUAUUUUUUUCUUAUUAUUAUUUUUUUUAAUUUUAAAACAAUGAAGGAAACUGAAUUGGUUUGAAAAUGGC